This is a messenger RNA of Dunckerocampus dactyliophorus (ringed pipefish), 2194 nucleotides long. RefSeq names its product AF4/FMR2 family member 1-like. The coding region runs from base 893 to 1537 and encodes 214 amino acids. NCBI's taxonomy places the organism in Eukaryota, Metazoa, Chordata, Actinopteri, Syngnathiformes, Syngnathidae. The transcript is spliced from 2 exons. The record is from RefSeq and is a predicted model, not a curated record.
CAAAAGAGCAUGCAUAAUUUCUUUCCAACACAAAGGCAAGGCGACCCCCCCCAGAGAAGCAAACAAAGAAGCAAACAAGCAAGCGAGCAAAGGGACAGACAAACAAGGCAACCCACAACACCGCGCCGGCUGACACCAGCAGGGCAACGCACACCCGGGAGAGGCAGCGCUGCAUCCUAAAGCCAAAGGGAAGCCCAGCAUCGGAGCCAAGAAGGCGAGACCGGCAGCCAACCAGCCGCCGAGCCCCACAACUCACCGGUAGCCAGCCACCCACGCCCCCAAAGACCGCCAGGACUAUUCCCGAAGCGCACAGGGGGCCCACAAUCCAGGGCAACCCAAACUCCACCACUGGCAACAGCCCCGCUCGGCAAGGCCACAUCACCACAACCCCACACCACCGGCACCCCGGUCCGGUGAAGGCAGGUCCACAGUUGCAGCCCUGGCUCUACUUGCACCCGUGCUUGUGAUGGGAUGGGAUUGUGUCAACCGUGUAGUUAAAAAAGGGACAUCUAUGGUGGGCUGUCUUCUACGUUCCCAAGGGGUGAAUAUACUAUAACAUGUCAACAUGAGGGUUCGUGUUUGUCUUAGUUUUUCCAUCGAGGUCUUUGGAUGGAAGCAGAGUGCCACCAAGUGCUCGCAAGUCUCACCGAGUCCCCUCUCAUCAUGCCUGGUCAGUGCCCACUCAAAAUGUUUUUGUGUCUAUUUUGUUAUUUAAAAAAAAAUCAUUUUCAUGUCGACAUAUCUUAACACAUGACAACCGUCAUGUGUCAAGAUAUGUUCAGCUUGCCAAAUACUUGCUAGAUUCCUUUGGAUUAGAUGCCGUGACAAGUGAUGUAAUCUGUGAUGAUUGGCAUGCGAAACACGCUAAUUUCAUUGUGUUGCUGGAUUCAAGAUGAUAAAGGAGCCCUUGUGUGUCCAGGAAUGCCUUUGCUCUUUAUGCCAGGCUACCCCAACCAGGCCCCUUACCCAGUGCCCCACCAUAAGGGCCAACCAGUGGCCACUUACCCCGAAUUUCAUGGCAGCUAAGGAGACUCUGCUCAAACCUCCCCUCCAGCUUCCCCAAACCCUAAGUGUCUGCUUUGAGGGGCAACUGAGUCUGAGGCACGGCAGGAGAAGUGGAACAGCCACGAGGCAGCCCCAUCUAGGCCCGGACCAAGCAGGAAGGAACCAAGGACAUACGACUGAUGGGCCACCCACCACAGCCCUUACCGCCCCCAGGCAACCCCAGGGAAGAGCCCACCCACUAGGAGAGCGGAAGCAGAUGCAGCAACUGGCCAGGACAGGUAGGGGGAAAGGGAACCAGCCUCCUAGGUACAGUAUGGGACUUGGGCUGCAAGCAGCAGCCAGUUUGCAGCCCACACCCGACCUGCCAGGACACUCAGCCUGGCCCGCCCGACCCCGAAAAACAGCCCCACCAAAACCGGAGCCCAAAACCAACACACACCACGGACCAAUCACACACCCCAAGAGAGCCCUGACCGCCCCCAAAAUGGCAAGCCCUGCACCCCAAUCUACACACACCACCACGGCAGCCUAAGGGGCCACUCCACAGCAACCCCAAGGGGACAGGGCCCAGUAGGGAAAAGGACGGGGCUGCGCCCACAAAGGAAGCCACACUCAGCCCGCCAGGAACUUCGUGCCAUCUCUGAUUCACCCCCUCAUCCGCCCACUCGUCCGCACAUCCUUUUCUUCUUUUCACUUCACAUUGCUUUUCUUUCACUUUCUUUCACCAACUGUUAAUUGUGAAGAUGUUGGCUGUUUGUUCUGUCUGGGUGACGUCAGCUAGACGGACUCUAAUAUGAGAGGUUUCCAUUACAAUAACGUUUGAAUCUGUGCCUGCCUAUGUGCGUGCAUACGUGCGUGCGUGCAUGUGUGUGUGCACGUGUUUGGUGCCAUCCAUGGCCACCACCCAGCACGUAGCCUUACUCAGGCACGUUUUCCUUUUUCCUCUCUUGCCGCCCUGUCCUGAUUAACUCUGAAAACAUAGCGCUCGAGCAGCCAGAUGGGGCAGAUAAUUAUCAAUAAAGCAAUAAGGGAACGGCCGACAGUCAUGAUGUCAUUUGCUGAUUACUGUCUGGACGCACAUUUAAGGACCUCAUGUGACCAUUGUUGUCGUUUCUGGUACCCUUCUAUGACUUAGAACAAGGGCGUCCACAUUUUUUCUACCGAGGGCCGCAUAAUGAAAAAUCAAAGG